UUUUUAGCAGCUAUAAAUCGAACAAAUUUCUGGGAAAUUGUAACAGUUUCUCAUCAAUUCUCAACGUAAGUGGAAAUCAGAACUAGCCAAUCUAAAAUGAAAAUAUUCUACGUUUGUAUCUGUUUUGCCUUCCUGGCUGUGACAUUUGUCCAAGCCAAUUUAAAUGAAGAAUUGGAAAAACAUGCCGAAAUCUGCACCGAACAAUCAAAGGUCACACCUGAAGAAUUAGAAAAAUUCUUCGCCAAUGGCAUGCAGGCGCAGGAUGCCACCGAUCCGGUUAAAUGUCAUUUCAAAUGCAUAAUGGAACAGAAUCAAUUUUUCGCUGAUGGCAAUUUAGAGAGUGAAGCUAUCUUGAAAUAUUUAGAGGCCAAGGAAUCGAUGAAGGAUCACUUGGAUGAUGUUGCCGCUGCCAUUGCUGCUUGUAAUAAUAUGAAAGUUGAACACGACUGUGAUGGAGCCUUUAAGUUAAUCGAAUGCUUUGGUUACACUGAUGCUGGUAAAAUGGCAUUUGUUGCCUAGAUAGGGGACAAGGACAAGAAGGGCGGCAAUGGAGAUAUACAAACCGGAAGAAUAAUAAUUGUUUUCACGACAAGAGAAGUAGCGUUUAAGGAAUAUAAUAUAUUUUUUAUCUAAUUAAUAUGUAUAAUCAAUCCAUAACAAUAAAGGUAUUAUCCUGUGCAUGAA
Molecule: messenger RNA, 684 nt
Organism: Musca domestica (house fly)
Lineage: Eukaryota; Metazoa; Arthropoda; Insecta; Diptera; Muscidae
Product: general odorant-binding protein 56d
Exons: 2
Coding region: 97-519 (140 amino acids)
Molecular function (GO): odorant binding
Source: RefSeq, a predicted model, not a curated record